AUGACCCAACAACCACACGACCUCGGUUACAUGGACUAUGGCACGUCGACUAGCCGCUCUCCCAGCUCUUCGAGACCCAACUACGGAGGCGCUGCUGGAUUCAACGCUGGCAUGUCGCUGCCUCGCCAGUCGCAGCGUCCUUUCGACAACAACCAGCUAGGCUCAGCCGCCUUGUAUCCCGCUGAUAGACUCGGCGGCGGCGGCGGUUACAACCCACGGGCUAUGGACAACAUGCAAGGAGGUAUGCCCGGGUACAUGCUGGAUAAUGGCCAAGCUUGGAACUACAACACUUCGGGCGCUGCCACCGUCAACGGUGCUGUCAACGGCCCGGGCCGACAGAGGAAUGUUAACCGACGCGCUGCUCUUCCUCAGAACUGGACUGACCACAGCGCUCUUGGCAUCCACGGUGGUCUCCAGCCCUAUAACGGUGGAAUGGGAAACAACAUGUCCAACGGUGGCCUCCGAGUUGACCACCCCGGCUCACACGGCUCCCCGACCGAUCUUCGAUCGACCGCUUCCGACAGCGACCAGCUCAUUCCGACCGCCAUUGUGAUCAAGAACAUCCCCUUUGCGGUUCGGAAAGAGACGCUGGCGUCCAUCAUGUUGGAGAUGCAUCUUCCCCAGCCGUAUGCGUUCAACUAUCAUUUUGACAACGGUGUCUUCCGAGGCCUGGCUUUUGCCAACUUUCAGUCUGCCGAGGAUACUCGCAUGGUAAUUGAGGCGAUGAAUGGAAUGGAUGUUCAUGGGCGCAAGCUGCGCGUGGAGUACAAGAAGAUGCUGCCUGAGGCCGAGCGUGAGCGUAUCGAGCGUGAGAAGCGAGAAAGGCGCGGCCAGCUAGAGGAGCAGCACCGAGCUCCGAUGCUGCACCAGCAGAGCUCAAUCCAGUCUCUUGGAGCUUUGUCUCAGAGUCAGCAGAGGGGAGGAACUACUGCUCACCUAGGUGACGUCGACUUGAAUGACCCUCAGACGCUCGAGUUUUACACGGAGCUGGUCAUGUUCAGACGGGACGACUCCCGUGAAAUUCUCGUGUUCCCUCCUGGCAUCGCCCCUGAGCACCGUCGAUCUAUCCACAUCCUUGCGCAUCACAUGGGCCUGGAGCACCAGUCGAUCGGUGAGGCUGAUUCUAGACAGCUCACAGUCCUCAAGCGACAACAGCCUUCGCCCACCGCCAACGUGCACAACCAGCCUGCUAACAGCUUGGACAUGCACAAGCGCGGACUCAGUCGAGCGGCAACGUUUGACUUUGCCGCUGAUCGCGAUUCUCGAACUGCCAGCAGUGCCUACAACCACGUGAUGGGACGACAGGGCCCGACUCUGGAGCUUCCCGGAAGCCCUGACGGUAACGGCAUUCCCAACAACCUUCGAGCUGCGAAGAGUUUUGCCGAUCUCCGUUCUUUCACUCCCAGCCCCUCGCAGGCUUCCUCCAGCUACCUGGCCCCGUCUGGAAUCAACAACAUGACCCAGGGGUCAACCGCCCGCUUUGGUGAUUAUGUAUCUCAGCCCGUCCACCCUGGUAGCACCGGCACCCCUGGCCCCAAGAACGAUGCCGCUCUUCUCAACAGCCUCAGUGGCUUAAGCCUCGGAUCCUUUGAGCCCGGCGCUCUCCAGAGCCAAGCCCGAAGCACCCCUGGCGCCAUUGGCAGCCAGCGACCUGGUGCAAACGGCAGCUCCAAGGGCGCCCCUGAGCGACAGCCCCGCGGACCCGAGUGGGAGAGCACCGGUGGAUUUGGAGGACGCCGUGCUAACGGCCAUGUUCCGCGUGGCAGCGAUUCGUCCGACAAUGGUGCGCGUGUCGGCUCCAGCUCUACCAAUGCCUCGCGAUACCACUAG
Ilyonectria robusta is the source of this 1830-nucleotide messenger RNA. RefSeq lists its product as uncharacterized. NCBI's taxonomy places the organism in Eukaryota, Fungi, Ascomycota, Sordariomycetes, Hypocreales, Nectriaceae. Gene Ontology annotation, molecular function: mRNA binding. The record is from RefSeq and is a predicted model, not a curated record. The transcript is spliced from 4 exons. Gene Ontology annotation, cellular component: nucleus; cytoplasm. Bases 1 to 1830 code for a protein of 609 amino acids.